AGUUUGCGAGAUUUGCGAGACGGAGUGGAAUCCGAUGCAGACGAAAACGGAGCAGCUGGGCUUGCAGCUGAGCUCUUAUCCGUAGUUGCUUUACUAAUGUCACUCAAGUCAGCAUUUUCACUUCAGAUAUCUCCAGUUGCACCUAGCAUCACGCCCGAGAACCGAAACGCUAUCAACAUCGAGCUGGAUUCCUGCUCAUAGAAUUGAUUACCUGGUCUAUCAAGUUCUUGGCGGCCUUCGCAUUGACGGCUACCGUGGCGUUCAGCUCAUUCCAGGUGGUGUUCGGGAGGUUGACGAGAAGGCCUUGGGCAGCAACAGGUCGGUAGCUCUGGAGGCUGGAGUUGAAGUCCUUGUACACUUGAGUUGUGAAGUUCGUCACGCGAUCCUCGCACAUGGUCACCUCCUUUCCUUGGAUUUUGCUGGGAGUGUAGAUUCAAUGUGCAGACACGGCGGCCACAGCCAGACCGAUGACGAACAAUGUGGCCACCCAUGAAGCGAACUGCUUCAAGAAUUGGGUCCAGUUGACUCCCCCACUCCGAUUAAUGGCUCCGGUUAUGCACUGGCUGGACGAUGUGGGCAAACCGUACUGAGAAGCGAUCAUGAUUACGAAGGCUGUGGCAAGCUCGGCAGCGAAUCCCCUGGUGGGUGUCAGCUUCGCGAGCUUCACUCCCAUGGGUCUGGUGACAUUGCAUCCGUAAGUGGCCAGACCGAUGACAAGACCGAUGGCUCAUCAGACCGAGGCUGGACAUUCUUCAAGAGCUGACAUUUCUUGUACAUGUCCCAGAUGGUGGCCAUGUAUCCGAACUCACCGGCCCCGUGAGCGAAGAUGACACAAAUGGCCGAGAAGACCUGCAAGUAGCUGAAAACGUACUCCACACGAGUCUCUACGAGCUCGCGGAUUCGUGAAUCUUGUCGUCAGUCUUGACGAUUUUGUGGAUAUCCACGUCCAUGCUGUGAGUCGCUGCCUUGCUGAACAUCUGCCAUCUUGUCAAUAGAGCGGGCUCGGCAUCGACGGGAGACACUUGGUUGGAGCCAGCUGGGAUCUCCUCGGGAGUUCUCAUCUCGGAGGCGGUUUGUGGAGAGAAGGCUGUGGGCAUUCCCUGGAUAGGAUUGCCCUCGCUGCAAAGGAGGGCAACAUAGACGACAGACAGAGUCAAAACGCUGAGCGGAGCAUGAUGAAACCCAGCUGAGCCGAAAUUUUGAAAUUCCCAACGGCGGGAUCAUCAACACCAUGCCUCGACAGACCGAUAAACAGACCGGUGCCAACGAUGUGGCUAAUGCUUUCGGAACGUCCGUCGGGAGCAAAACCCUCACGCUGAGGCAGGCCGUCAUUAUUGCGUCUCUAUUCCAGUUUGCCGGAGCCCUUCUUCUAGGAAGAGUGUCGAUAAAUACCAUCGCGUCCCGUAUAGCGGACAUCAACUCCUUCACCCGUGACCCGAAGGUUUAUGCUUAUGGCAUGGUUUGCACCUUGGGAUUUGGUACAAUUUGGCUUCUUAUUCCUUCCUACUUGGGACUGAACGUGUCGUCCUGAUGGGGCGAGGCAUGUGUCCACUCCAUUUGCGAAGAAAUCUGUGGGUGGUCUAUCGACUGGAAUGACCAAAGGUGAGAAAGUUCUUCCCAAAAAGUGGAGCAGAGAUUCUUCGAGAAGAGGCCAGUGAGGCCCCGAAAACAUGUACUCCAAGUACUACAGGGGAGUGCGUAAGCGGAAUUCGGGAAAAUGGGUAGCAGAGAUUUGGGAUCCGAGGGAUCGAAAGAAAACAAAAAAUUUGUUGUUGGGGACUUUCGACACUGAGGAGGAAGCUGCAGAAGUUUAUGACAUUAAAGCUUUAGAAAUUUUCGGUCCUAAUGCUCACUUAAAUUUGCAGAGAUCUCGUGCAGCCGCUCAAUCCAAUCAGGAUACCGUCGUUAUGCCAUUGUUCUCCGUACCUCUGCAAACUUCAAUCUCAAUAACAGAUUCAUAUUCUCAACCUCAAGUUUCUGAAAUUUCUGAGCUGUUGAAAACUGAAGCAUUGUACAGAGAUUCGAACUCGAAUAAAACUCUAGAUUCUUUCAUACCUUUAGAAGUCAAAGGCGUGAAUAAAAUCGAGGAACUUCCACCUCUAGAAGUUACUAGGCUAGACACCUACUUCGAAAAUUUGGACAAAGAACCAGAUUCUGAAGCAUUGUACAGAGAUUCGAACUCGAAUAAAACUCUAGAUUCAUUCAUACCUUUAGAAGUCAAAGGCGUGAAUAAAAGCGAGGAACUUCCACCUCUAGAAGUGGAAUUUACUUGGCUAGACACCUUCUUCGAAAAUUUGGACAAAGAACCAGAUUCUGAAGCAUUGUACAGAGAUUCGAACUCGAAUAAAACUCUAGAUUCAUUCAUACCUUUAGAAGUCAAAGGCGUGAAUAAAAGCGAGGAACUUCUACCUCUAGAAGUGGAAGCUACUUGGCUAGACACCUACUUCGAAAAUUUGGACAAAGAACCAGAUUCUGAAGCAUUGUACAGAGAUUCGAACUCGAAUAAAACUCUAGAUUCUUUCAUACCAUUAGAAGUCAAAGGCGUGAAUAAAAGCGAGGAACUUCCACCUUUAGAGGUGGAAGUUACUCCGCUAGACACCUACUUCGAAAAUUUGGCCAAAGAACCAGAUUUUGACUUCGCAUCGUAUUUGGACGAAAUCGAAUUCAAAUACGAUGGACUUCGAUGAGGUCUGGCGGAGACUAUCGUCUCAGAAGCUGAGCCUCUUUGGUCGGGCAUAUAUAUCGAACCAG
Marchantia polymorpha subsp. ruderalis is the source of this 2751-nucleotide messenger RNA. NCBI's taxonomy places the organism in Eukaryota, Viridiplantae, Streptophyta, Marchantiopsida, Marchantiales, Marchantiaceae. The record is from the annotation of a GenBank genome assembly.